Ylistrum balloti is the source of this 1695-nucleotide messenger RNA. RefSeq lists its product as uncharacterized. The record is from RefSeq and is a predicted model, not a curated record. The coding region runs from base 1 to 1695 and encodes 564 amino acids. Gene Ontology annotation, biological process: regulation of DNA-templated transcription; spermatogenesis. The transcript has 11 exons. Gene Ontology annotation, cellular component: nucleus. Lineage: Eukaryota; Metazoa; Mollusca; Bivalvia; Pectinida; Pectinidae. Gene Ontology annotation, molecular function: RNA polymerase II cis-regulatory region sequence-specific DNA binding; DNA-binding transcription factor activity, RNA polymerase II-specific; protein dimerization activity.
AUGGGUCGACAAGCAAAGAAGAGAUCAAAACGAGAAGAUGAAAAGGCCCCAGAUGGAUCCCACCUGUCCUUGGUGGUGGGGAAUGAGCCAGACACCUCGGUUCUAUAUAGCCAGAUUUCCAGUUUGACCACAGAUCACCAGAUUCUCACUUGCACUCAGGAGGAUGCCUUUGAGAUGUGUAACAACAGAAGUUAUCUCCUGAUAUGGCUCCUGAUGACCAUGCCUGCAGGACAAGAUAUUCUUAGUCUUACUACAUCAAUCAGGUAUGCAAGUAAGUGCAACAGAGGAACCGUGUUAAUUGGUGUUUCCACCAGCCCUUCUGCAGUUGACUUAAGACUUCAUGGCAUAGAUGAGGUAGUCAUCCAACCAGUAUCCACACUGACCAUCAGGCAGAAGUACUCUAAAUGGACAUCAGUGGAGCUGGUGGCAGAAGAAUCAGACAGUCUGAAAGAUCUGGACAGCCAUAUCAUCUCCUUGCCAGCGACCCCUGCUACACCUUUGACCCCUAUGUCCCCUGACACUCCAGCUACACCUGCAACUCCAGCCUCUGUCUCUGAUGAUAGUUCACACUUCAGCCUAUCUCUGGACAGUGGCAUUGAUUCUUUGGUGUCCACACCUCAAAUGACCCCGGAACAGGUUAGCUGUGCACUGUCAGGACUAACCAAUCUACAGGCACCAAUCAGCAAACCUAGGCAGCACUCCAUUGUUGCUGACCACACCACAAAAGAAAAACUGAGGAGAGAACGUAUCAAAGACAGUUGUGACCAGCUGCGGGUCCUGCUCCCUUAUAUCAGGGGCCGCAAAACUGACAUGGCAUCCAUCCUGGAAAUGUGUGUUGACUACCUUAAAAUAGUAAAUGCAGCUCUACCACAGCAAUUCCAAUCACAGAUUGUUGAUGUGCUAAGUAAGGACACCACAUCCACAGUUGGACGACCAAGAGGAUCAACUUCAAAAAAAAACAAACGGGGUUCCCAGUUUUCAGAAUCUCCCUCUGCAAACUUGGUAUCAUCCACUGUCGAGUCAGAUAAAACUGGAUUUGAUAGUUCUACACCAAAAACAGAAGCAGGAUCAUUUAACUUUUCAAUUGGAGAAACAGAAGCCAGCAUACUGAAGCGAGAGUUACCAAAGACAUUACAUGAAUCAAAACCAAACAAGAAGUUUUGCCUUCAGCCUCUAUCUGACCUUCAGAGUGUGUGUGCAUCCCCUAUCCAGGCUCUCCCUUCCUUUGAAAACAUCAGGAUUUCCCGACAGGAAAGCACCAGUCUAGAUCAGUCAAACAGCACGUUUCCGUACCAGUCCAUGCAGAUGCCACACACCUCCACUCUCUAUGACUAUGAUUCAACAGUUGGGGGGCGUGUCCUCAACACAUCACAUGACCCUUUUUCAUCUGCAACAUUUUUUAAUCCUCCCAUGUCGACAAAACAAACUGGUGUUGAUCGAAAUGACACAUUUGGACUUUUUCUUGACACCCAAUCAUUAUAUCAAUACUAUGGAAACAGUAACAUAACGGCUACCUAUAAUGUCAGCCGUAGCUCGACACCAGAUUAUGUCAAUCCCAAUGCCGUUCUCUCUGUGUCCUACCAUGAUAAACUAAAGUUGGAGGCACAGAAAUAUGAUGAUCAGGUUAAUCUAGUCACAUCUGCCAACAUUUCACCCAGUCUGCCUUCCACAAACAUCAUCUCUGUGGCCAAAUAA